AACACUUGUACAGAAACUGCAAACGUUCAUCUGAGAGACUGUAAUGCAAGAGGUUGAAGGAUACAGAGCUCUAUUCAAUUCUGGAGAAUCAGUAACGGCAAGUUGACAAGAUACCACCAAUCACAACGGAAGUAACUUACUUAACUGGCGGGCGACUACCGCUGAGGCUCCUAAUGGAUGAUGAGGAAGAGGACAUGUCUCUUCAGCAUCCUGCCUCACAGUGCUGGGGCACCCACUUCAGGGACAUCAAGUACCACACCAGGGACAGCAGAGGGUCCAGAGACACCAGGGACAGAGGGGACACCCAGGACAUGUCUACACAGAUGUCGACUGGACCCGUUGUCCCACGGUCAGAGGGACACAACAUCAUGGUUCCACAAGGGCACAACAACAACACUUUGCCCUGUGGGGUGCAGGACAAUCACCAGGCCAGAAUGCUGCUCCACGGCAAUGCUGGAUUCUGUUUGCACUUCCCAGCUCAGUUUGAGCCUAUGGACGAUCAGGGAGCGAGGCAGAACGAUGAGGGGGAGGGUAGGAGAGAGGACGAUGAGGAGGAGAGGAGGAGAAUGGAGGAGAGACUAGAUGAAGAGCGGGUGGAGGAUAGCAUGGCGGAUAGCACGGAGGUCAGGAUCGGACGUAAGCUCCGGGAGAUCGGAGACCAGUUCCACCAGGACCAUGUUCAACUGUUCCUGCAGCAUCAGAGGGAUGUCCUGCCAGUCUGGAUGCGUCUCACAAUGGCCCUCUAUGGCUUCCUGUUUAACAGAGGGCCCCCCGCCAUACCCCGUCCGAGAGGACAGGAGAGAUGAGGGAGUACCUCGCAAAACCCCUCCACCCAUCUCAGAGGGCCUCCCCCGACCAAAACGAGCGACCAGACUUUUAGAUGGCACUGUAUGAUGGAACACGGGUUUGGAUUCCUUUUUAAAAUUUUUUUUUAAUCAAAGAUGAAGAACUGGUCACUGCUGGAUGGAGACUAGAAGCAUCUCUCCGUCUCUCUCUCUCUCUCUCUCUCUCUCUCUCUCUCUCAUGCUGUUAGAACACAGAGAUAUUUUCUAAAAUAAUUGUGAAAUAUACCUUUUUUUUUUUUUAUAUAUAUAUAUGAGAGGUCCCUUCAAGAGAAGACUUUAUGGUCUUCUGUGUGAACUUCUACUCACCCACCCUACCACGAACUUGACAAACUUCCAAUGUAUUUUCUGAACUAGCAAAACUCCAUGUAACUCGAUGUUUCACACUGGUCUAUAUUUUAAAAAUGGUUGUGAUUUUUAAUGACUCUGUGGUGGGGUUGUCGAGUGGUGAGCGCUGUCUGCAUUCGUGACAUGUUGAUCUCUGGUGUAGAUUGAGCUCCGUUGUCUUAUCCUAUGUCUUUCAAUGGUGUCAUCCACCAGCAAUUCAGUCUGAAUGAGAGGAAGAUUCAGUCUGAAUGAUGGGUCUGUUUUUUUGUUUUUUUUUAAUCAACAGGAUGAAUGCAUGUAUAAUUUAAUUUGUGUUCUUAAAGAUCCUUAGAUAUAUGUGUAUAUGUAUGUAUGUAUGUAUGUAUGUAUGUAUGUAUGUAUGUAUGUAUGUAUGUAUGUAUGUAUGUAUGUAUGUAUGUAUAUAUGUGUAUGUGUCUCAAAGUUGAGGACAACUUUUUGAUAAACUCUGACAGAGAAAAGAUUGGAUUUUUCAGGAUUUCUUUAUCUGGCAGGAUAGACAAUCACAAACAACAGACCCUGUGACGAUAGAAAGGGUAACAAGAGACUACCACAUGGGUCUGCUGGGGGGGGUGGGGGUGAGGCAAAGACAAAUGUUGUACAAUCAACGAUUGGAGCAAUACUGUAUAGAUGAACCAGUUUGGAAGGCACUAAAGAAACCUUAGGAAUCUAAUUGCAGUUACAAUCCAAUUUGCAUGCAUGGGACAACGUACUGUAUAUCUAAUAACUCAAUCAAUCAAUGAUGUUCAAUGACGGCCAUCUUUUGAUUUGAUGACGUCACUCAGUUCGAUUGAACUAGCCGUGACCUCUUACUCUAUAUAACUCUUUAUCUUCGCCUGAAUCUGUUUUGGCAUCAACACAGGUACAAUUGAAAUGGUUUCAUGAAAUAGACAAUGAAAAUGUAUUCCUGUGUUGGUAUGGCUAAAUAUGUUCAACAGGAAUGAAUGUACACAACGCUGUCGACCAGCUGUCUAGGUACUGAAGGGUUGAGUCCUAUGAAACUGUCCCAUUUUUUUUUUGUGUGUGUUUUUGCAGAAAGGUUUUGUACAAAGUCAUUUUUUAAAUUUUAUUUAUCAAUGCACACUGACACCGUGCUACCAUUGGUUUUUACUGAGGGGUGGGGCUCAGUUCUAGUGAGUUCUCACCUCCACCAUGUCUACUCCUAAAGACUAGUUCUGAGGAUUUCAGAAAGUCCCAUAGAAUCCAAUUUGUGUCAGCAUUUUGAUUUAGUGCAGCAUUUCAAUAUGAAACCAACGACCACUGAGUGAACUGGUUCUUAUUUGAGUAAAUUUUUUAAAAGUGGUUUUAAAAAUGAUAAUAUCAACAGAAGACAGGAUUUCGAAUCUAAUGUAAAAAAAAAUAAAAAAAAUAAAAAGACUAAAUUAUAAUAUGAAUGUAAUUAAUGACGACAUUGAUGGGUUAAACCUUUUUUUUUCAGGGAGUAGUUGCCGAGUCAUUCAAGGCCUUCCUUAAUGAGUGUUUCUAUUCUACUUUAACAUCAUGCGCAUAUGCAAAUUCCUAAUGAGAAUAACAAGGUUUGCAUGUGUUGUACUGUUGAUUUUAUAGAACAUCCUCUUCCCACAUGACGUCACCUGAUCAACAGACUAUUGUUUCUGUUCCUAUAAGUCCCAAAUGGCACCUUGUUCCCUACGUAUAUAGUGCUCUACUUUUUAACCAGAGCCCAUAGAGAAUAGUGUGUAAUUUGGGAUGCAUCCAUGUUCUUUGAUGGUUAUCUGUGAUGUCAUUGACAGAAGGUUAUAAUGUCAGAUUUCACCACAGACGCUGUUCUGUUUUGACAUUCCACAAUACAUUUGAAUAUUUAAAACAUCUCGAAACAAGGAAGAUGACAAGACCAGGGAAAGAGAAAGUUGUACCCUUUGGCUCAGAAAGAGAGACCGGUCUCUUUGAAAGCACGUAAUGCCAAAAAGUUUUCUGCAAACCACCGAACACUGAGCCAGUCGAAGUAGUCUCUAUAUCAGCCAUCUCUCUCUCUCUCUCUCUCUCUCUCUCUCUCUCUCUCUCGCUCUCUCUGCCAUCUCUCUCGCUCUCUCUCUCUCUGCCAUCUCUCUCGCUCUCUCUCUCUCUCUCUCUCUCUGCCAUUACAACUCCUCCCUCGUUCAAUCAUCAACUACUCCCUGGCCUUUUCCACAAUAGUUUUCUUUUGACACUUUUUUUACGUUCCUUUUCAAAAGUAAUUUAUUUUAAUUUAUUUUAGUCUAUUUUCGCUCAGUGCUACUGUAUAGCUAUGCGGAUGUGUACAGUUUCUUCUCCUCCUAGUAGAUGGAACAGUUGAGCCAGGACAGUCAGUAACAGUACUGUGUGUGUUAGAAUCCCAAAUGGCACCCUAUUCCCUAUAUAGUGCAUAGGGUUCUGAUCAAAAGUAAUACACUAUGUAGGGAAUAGGGUGCCAUUUGUGUGUUAGCUGGGCCUGUGGGUCGAGAGGACAGACGGACUAAUAGCCAUGUGUCUCCUCUCACUAAGCUGUGUGUGUGUGUAACACCAAAUGAACAGACAAUCAAAUGUGCUAAAUGUGCCUUCCGUGAAUUAGACCAGCCAUCAUCCAUCACAAAAGUCUGGUCGUGGUUAUCUACAGAUGGUGUUCACAGCUCUCCUAGUUCAGUCUGGUUGUCUAUAGAUGGUGUUCACAGCUCUCCUAGUUCAGUCUGGUUGUCUAUAGAUGGUGUUCACAGCUCUCCUAGUUCAGUCUGGUUGUCUAUAGAUGGUGUUCACAGCUCUCCUAGUUCAGUCUGGUUGUCUAUAGAUGGUGUUCACAGCUCUCCUAGUUCAGUCUGGUUAUCUAUAGAUGGUGUUCACAGAUCUCCUAGUUCAGUCUGGUUGUCUAUAGAUGGUGUUCACAGCUCUCCUAGUUCAGUCUGGUUGUCUAUAGAUGGUGUUCACAGCUCUCCUAGUUCAGUCUGGUUGUCUAUAGAUGGUGUUCACAGCUCUCCUAGUUCAGUCUGGUUGUCUAUAGAUGGUGUUCACAGCUCUCCUAGUUCAGUCUGGUUGUCUAUAGAUGGUGUUCACAGCUCUCCUAGUUCAGUCUGGUUAUCUAUAGAUGGUGUUCACAGCUCUCCUAGUUCAGUCUGGUUAUCUAUAGAUGGUGUUCACAGCUCUCCUAGUUCAGUCUGGUUGUCUAUAGAUGGUGUUCACAGCUCUCCUAGUUCAGUCUGGUUAUCUAUACCACACUAGUUGCUUGGUUGACCAUGUGAGCUUCAAAUGGAACCCUAUUCCCUAUGUAUGUGUACUACAUUUGACCAGGACUUAUCGAGAACAGGGUUCCAUUUGACCUGGAAGCUAUAGAGAACAGGGUUCCAUUUGACCUGGAACCUAUAGAGAACAGGGUUCCAUUUGGGACACAGCCAUAUCCACCCUCUAGGUCACAUGCCUUAUCAAUGACCUUUAACCCAGACCCCUCUCAACCCUGACCCCUUUCAACACACACAGUCCCGGCCCAUCACCUCAAAACUCAAAUAUCCAAACGACUGUUGGCAAUCAACGUGCACUAGAAGUAAUGUUGUUUUAUGUUUUUUUUUAUAUGCGUCUCUUUUUAUACUCCUCUACUGAACCUUAACCUCUCCAGAUUCAUGUGUCUUUAAAGAUCUGUUAUAUAUUCUGGAUUGGCCUAGCUCGAUCUAUUUAUAUUCUGCAUUGGCCUAGCUCAACAGGACUAUCCAUAUGUCUUUAAGAUCUGUUAUAUAUUCUGGAUUGGCCUAGCUCGACAGGACUAUGUUUCUGUGCUGUGUUUGAAACAUAUUCACUACUUUUGACCAGGGCCCAUUGGGCUCAAAAGUAGUUUACAAUAAGGAAUAGGGUGCGAUUUAGGGAUCCUAGUAGGGAUAUAGGCUGAGGGUACAAGGAGGAGUGAGGCACGACGGUGCCAGUAUUAUUUGCAUGGAGGAGGGGUUGUGUGGUCAUCCUAUAGGUUGGUGUUGACGACAAACCCAUAGGAACCAACCGUUGGUGUUGACGACAAACCCAUAGGAACCAACCGUUGCCUCAAUCCCCUUCCAGGUUAAAAUGUAUAUGCUAUGUUCAACCUUCAGUGUCUUGAAUAUCAAGUCCAAUUUUUUUCAUUUAUUUUUUAUUUUUAAAUUUCCUAAGAAAGUGUGAAUCUUAACAAUUAAGUGCUGUGAUUAUUUGUGUUUUAUAUAAACAAAAGUUUGUUGCAGCUGAUUCUUAACUUUUUAAAACUUUCUAAGCAAAAAAAAAAAAAAAGUUUUCAUACUUUCUUUUGUAAAAAACAAAUGUAAGAAUGAAAUCUGAAAACAUAAUUUCUUGCUUUUUAAAUGUUGUGACAUGAUUCUUGUUUUUUACCAAUUAAGUCCGCUGUGUCGUUCUCAGUUCAAGGGCUGUUUUGAUAUUUGAUCAUUCUGUAUAUGGAGUAAAAAUGCAUGUCCCAGCAUUCCUGAAAUCUGGAUCUUAAGGGGUUUGAAUGUAAAUUCAUUGAGUGGAAAAACCACAGUGUCUCUUUUUGAAAUACUAUAUGAACUGAAACAGCGAAGCCUUCCGUCUAACUUCUGCUCUGUUGAAUUGGGACUCUUUAUUUACCAUUGUCUUCUAAUCACACAUCAUUAGAGCUCUCAGAACCAUCUUCAAAUCACAUAUCACUCUAGAACACAUCAUUAGAGCUCUCAGAACCAUCUUCAAAUCACAUAUCACUCUAGAACACAUCAUUAGAGCUCUCAGAACUGUCUCAAGGAUUCCACGUCGGUGUGUUCUACGAUGUCUGGCCCCGUCUGUCUAUAUGUAGCAGAACUAUGCGUUCGUAAUGGCACCCUAUUCCCUAUAUAGUUGCACUACUUUUGACCAGAGCUUUAUGGUCCUUGGUUAAAAGUAGGGCACUAUAUAAAGGGAAUAGGGUGCCAUUUUAGAUGCAACCUGUGUUAUCUCUGAGAUGCUCCUGAAAGCCCUGCACGAUUUUUAAACCAUGUGGAACACGGCGGGAAAGAGGGAGGGAAGAAGGGUGGAAAAUAUUUGUUUUUCUAGUGCAAUAUGCUGUACAUAAAGAGCUUGGCUCUACAAAGUCUACAAAUCUUUCCUCACUAAACAUUUUCUCACUGAAAUUUCCUUUUUGUUGUAUAAUGGGUACACUGUCUUUUUUUUUCCUUCGUUUUUUUUAAUUAAAAUGUUAUGAACGUU
This is a messenger RNA of Salmo salar (Atlantic salmon), 6326 nucleotides long. RefSeq lists its product as uncharacterized. NCBI's taxonomy places the organism in Eukaryota, Metazoa, Chordata, Actinopteri, Salmoniformes, Salmonidae. The record is from RefSeq and is a predicted model, not a curated record. Gene Ontology annotation, biological process: negative regulation of autophagy; apoptotic process; positive regulation of apoptotic process. Gene Ontology annotation, cellular component: myosin complex.